AUUCACUUGCUAGCGAGAAUAAAAUUUGUUACUUCGCAGUUAGUUAGACGCGGGUAAAAAGAGAUAUUAAGAGCGUUUUGAAAGGGUUAAGUUAGAAAAAGAGUGUGUGUGAAAAGUAAGCAGUUUCACUUACUUUGGUGUUGGAGUUUAUGUAGAUGGUAACGGCACAAAUGAAUAUGUAUUACUUAAUCUAUGAAUUUAACAUCCUUGCGAACCUCUGUGGAUAAUCGUAAGCGAGAGGAUCAUGGCGCCGAAUCUCUUCGUGCAUUGUGUCGUGGUACAACUACAACCUACAAGAAUCUGAGUGCAGGUUGUCUAGAUGCUCAAUUUAAAGAACUGGUCAGAGCAGGCUUUUGCAAAUUCUGUCUUUGUAUAGCAAGAAAGUCUGUUUUUAUCAUUAUUUUUUAAAACAUGGAUGACACACCAAGAAGAAGAACAAGAGCAAAACUUUUGAAGAGUAAAAAGCAAGUUCAGAAAGAGGAAGAGCAGAAAUCCAAAUUGAUUGAAACUUCAAAAGGGCCACAAGUGGUUGUCCCUCCAGAAGAAAACGAUGCAGUAGAAGUAGAAAUUGAACUCCCUUUGGAAGAAGUAUUGGACUCUGUAGAAGAGAGUAUUCAAGAAGAAGUGGUGCGCAUAGAAACUGGCUCACUGAAUAUAUCUCCAUCACGCUCAAGACGUAAUGACUCUUUUCAGUCUUAUGCAACACUAUCUCCUGCCAGAGAUUCAGCUGAUGGAUCUCAUGUAUCAGCUUUUACCUGCAGUAAGCUAUCUGAUAAACAUACAAGCAAUGAAAAGGACAGAGAAGCUGCUCGUAUGGAUAUUAGUGACAAAGAGCGAGCAACAGAUGAAGACUUCUCAAUGAAAGGAAUUCGGGAAGUUGUAUCUACAGAUCAGGGGAGUGACAAAUUAUUUAUUCCUUCAUAUGCACAAGAUAAAGAAUGGUCUUCUGAUUCACAAGUUAAACAUGCAGAAGAAAAUGAUAAUUCUAAAGAAUGCAAAAAGAUUGUGGCACAUAUAGAGUGUGAAGUUACAGGUAAAGUUAAGGAAGAUGGAGAAAGUAUGCAACCUCUUCAAGAAGGAAAUGAAGAACAUCAGGAAAAAGACGCAACACUAGAGCAAAGUAAGCAUGAUAGUGAAGUGACUUCCAAUGUAGAUAUUGAAUCUGUUUUACAUGUAGAGUCGCAAGAGUCUGUUGUUCUGGAUGAAGUGCAAGAUGAAAUAGUUGUAAAUGUGCAAGAUGGAACUGGUAUAGAAGAAGUACAAGAGGAAGUAGUUAGGGAAGAAGUUGAAAAUGAAUUAAUUUUGGAAGGAGGACAAGAUGAAGUACUUGUUGAAGAAGUGUCAGGUGAAAUAAUUGUAGAAGUGCAGGGGGAAAGAAAUCUAGGUGACGUGCAAGAAGUUACCUUUGUAGAAAGUAUUGAAGGAGAUACUUUUUUAGAAAACCAUAUACACACAGAUCAGAUAGGUGAUGGAGAAGAGUGUUUUGUAGCCAAUGUUGUAACUUAUUUCGGAGAUGAAGAAGGACUUGGUGGUACACUUGACGUAGUUGAAGACAUUGGAGCAACAGCUGUGAUUGGGGAAGUUGUUGAGGAAGAUGAUGUGAGUGUCAUGUUGACUGAACAGUGUGUUAGUAGUGAAACAACUAAAGAAAGCUUAGAACCAAGUGAAAAACAAACUGGUGUAUGGGAAAACAUUGAAAGAUUAGCAGAAGUUGCAUGUUUGGAAUUUUGUGAAAAUAAUAAUAAUAAGGAACCAGUAGCUGAUAAGGAAAAUGUAAUCCCAGAGAAAAUUGGCACUCAUAACCAAGUUUCUAAGGUUUCAGAAGGUGAUUCAAAAGUAGACCAGUUGAAUGGAGAGAAAUUCCAAAAUAAGAAUGAACAAACAAAUCCUGUUCCUCUAGGUUCAACAUCUCCCAUACAAAAAAGCUUAACUGCAUGUGAAGAUAAACUUAAAAGUAAUGCUGCAGCGACAAACUCUACAAACAUUAUUUCUAAAACCCUUGACCAAAAUCUACCACUUGUAUCAGAUGACCAGAAAAAAACAGUAAGCGAAGAAACAGAACUUAAUGAACAGGAGACAGAUAAGAAGGAAAACAAGAAUGACACUAAAAACAUUGAGCUAUCAGUGAAAGAAAUCGAAAUGCAAAUUGAUAGUGUUACAGAAACAAAUGGAAGUAGGACAGUUUCAGUUGAAGAAGAGCCAGAAAAUGUUCAAGAAACAUCAGAAAAAGAAGAAGGAUCAGUGGGAAGAUCACUGAGGAAGAAAGCACGGAGGAGUUUUGCUGAAAUAGUUAAAAAUCCUGUUGUUGAUCAAUCUCCCAAAAAAGGCAUAUCUGCUCAAGGUGGUCUCAAAACAUCACCAGUAGAAGCUAGGUCAAGUAAAACACGUUCAGGAAGCCCUUCAAAAGAUUCUGGAAAUGAAACACCCGUAAGAAAAACAACUAAAGGGGUAGGCAAGAUUAGUUCAAGAACUCCAUCAGCUGAUGUGGAAACAACUAAAGGAGUUGGCAAGAAUGGAUCAAAAACUCCACCAGCUGAAAUAGAAACAACUAAAAGAGCAGGCAAGACUGGUUCAAGGACUCCAUCAACUGAUAUAGAAACAACUAAAGGAGUUGGCAAGAUUGGAUUAAGAACUCCAUCAGCUGAAAUAGAAACAACUAAAAGAGUAGGCAAGACCGGUUCAAGGACUCCAUCAACUGAUGUGGAAACAACUAAAGGGGUAGGCAAGAUUGGAUUAAGAACUCCAUCAACUGAAAUAGAAACAACUAAAAGAGUAGGCAAGACUGGUUCAAGGACUCCAUCAACCGAUGUGGAAACAACUAAAGGAGUUGGCAAGAUUGGAUUAAGAACUCCAUCAGCUGAAAUAGAAACAACUAAAAGAGUAGGCAAGACUGGUUCAAGGACUCCAUCAACAGAUAUGGAAACAACUAAAGGGGUAGGCAAGAUUGGAUCAAGAACUCCAUCAGCUGAAAUAGAAACAACUAAAAGAGUAGGCAAGACUGGUUCAAGAACUUCAUCAACUGAUAUAGAAACAACUAAAAGAACAGGCAAGAUGAGUUCAAGGACUCCAUCAGCUGAUACAGACAAAAGUAAAAGAGUAGGCAAGACUGGUUCAAGAACUCCAUCGGCUGAUAUAGAAACACCUAAAGGAGUUGGCAAGAUUGGAUCAAGAACUCCAUCAGCUGAAAUAGAAACAACUAAAAGAGUAGGCAAGACUGGUUCAAGAACUCCAUCGGCUGAUAUAGAAACACCUAAAGUAGUUGGCAAGAUUGGAUCAAAAACUCCAUCAGCUGAAAUAGAAACAACUAAAAGAGUGGGCAGGAUUGGUUCAAGAACCCCGUCAACUGAUGUUGAAUCAAUGAAGCAAUUGAAAUCCUCUGAAAAGACUAAGGAAAAACAAACUCAGGAGAGACUUUCAGACAACGAAUCAAGCCAAACACAAUUUGAAUCAGCUUCCAAAGGGAAACAUAGUAAAAUACUGCCUAAGACGCCAGAUACUGAUGGAGCUAAGAGAAAACCUUCAGCAUCACCUGUAGAAAGCAACAGAAAAGCCCUUUCUCCAUCAGAAACAACAAAAGAAGAAGAAAAAGUAGAUGUACUGAAAAUGAAGAAUGAAAAUGAAACUUAUAAAAAGCCAUUUCAGCAUGGGUGGAAACGAGAAAUUGUCUUCAGAGCAACUGUGGAGCGUAAUCAGUCCAGGAAAAGAAAUUUGGCUGACGUAUAUUAUUUCACUCCCAAUGGUCAAAAACUGAGAUCCAUGAAAGAACUAGAAUCUUUCAUGGAAAAAAAUCCAAACCAUUGUCUCCCUGUAGAAUAUUUCACAUUUGGUAAAUACUCAGUUUAUCAAGAACCUUAUGAGGUUCAACGACAAGCCCUACCAAAAUCAAGAACACCAGAAGUUCAAUCUCCUGUCCGUCCCCCUGUUGAGUCUCCCCCUGUACCAAAAAGGAAAAGAGGGCGUCCCCCUAAAAAUCCAAAAGUAACAACAGUUUCAACAGAAAACGAAACUGAAAAAGAAUCAUCAGAUGAUACAUCAACACCUAAAGGCAAGAAAAGGCAAGGUCCAGGAAUUAAGUAUACAGCCAAACGAUUUAAACAAGAUAUAUCUUCACCACAGUCACAGCAGCCAGCACAACGUACAUUAAAGAACCAGGCAGUCACUACUAAAACUUCAGAUUCAAAAAAAAGUAAACAAGCAGAAGCCAAGAAGACAGGCAGUCAGAAAACCUUCCCACUGCUAAGCAAGAUCAAGACGGAUUUGACUGAGCCCAUCCUGUGUUCUCUCCAUUGUGUGGGACGGAAUGGUCAACUACCCUCCCUCCACUGUGGAGUAUGCCUGUGCCUCUUUCAUCCAGAAUGUGUUGGUCUUGUUGCCACUUCACUGCCAUCCAUCUUUAUUUGUCAGCGAUGCAGAGAAAAUAUUAAGGAAGGGAAAGCACGCCUUCCUCCACCUGGUGCUCGUCCUGUAGUACCUCAAGAAUCAUCUAUUUUGCCAUUAGACCAGUUGGAACAAAAAAAACUUGAAUCUAUAUCAUUACUAAAAGAGAAGGCUGAGGAAGAAACACAAUCUUCCACAGAAAGUAGUUUACAGACAAAUAUAAAAACUAUGCAAGAACCAUGUAAUGAGGAUUCCAAAGUGGAUAUAAAAUCUUCAGUAACAACUGUGCCUCUUCGGAAAAAUCUGCCACCACCUCCCCCCUUAACGCCAGCUCCUUCAUAUAGUUUAGGACUGCGAGCUAAUCGCUCAUUUCAGGAGUUUUCUCUGAGAAAUUUCUCUCCACAAUCACAAGAUUCUUUACGAAGUAAUCCUUACGGAGGAUAUCAAGCAGGGACGAUGCCUGAAAAUUUUUCUGUGUCUGCUGUUUUAGGAGCUGGUGUCCCUGUUGUCCAAAAUACACUUUUUAUACCGGCAGUUUCUAAAACUUCACAUACUGGGACGGCAUCAGUAUCAUCUCUACAGGCUCCAAUGCUUCUUUCCCCUUCCAGCAGCAGCAGUGCUGUCACUUGCUCAUUAAUUACAUGUUCUGCAUCUGUUUCAUCUUCUGCUUCCCAGAUUUUGCACUCAGUUGCACCACAGCCCUUCCUUGGAGUAGGAACUGAACCUGACACUUCAGUUGUGAGUUCACCACUUGCUACAGGAAAUCACUCAAGAGUAUUGAUUCCAAUUCCUGAGAGUAGUGCAACUGUUCCUUUGUCUCAGAAUGGGGCACUUUUGAGAAGUCCUUUAAGUGGCUCUGUGAAUGAGAUGACUCAGUUAAUGUCAUCUGAAACGUUACCUAUGUCUGAUUCCUCCUCUUCUUUUCAGACAGCAUCAACCUUAGCCAUAUGCUCUACAGGAGUCACGGCAUCAUCUUCAGUUCUCGUAACACCAGCCAGCACCACUUUGCUACCUCAAAUGCCUACCUUGAAGUCUGCUUCAAGUUCCAUUAUUCCUCCUAGUUCAUAUGUUUCUGUGACAGAAGGAACGUCACAAAAUUCAAAACGCAUUCGAGUACGUAGAGUUACUCUCCCUGCCAGUGGUUAUACAGAAAAUAGCUCUUCAAAAAUAGCAUCAGACAAAACUGGUUCCCCAUUAUCUGAAACACAAAAUGAUGUGGAAGGUAAGUCUCCAUCUGUAGAAAAAAUUCCACUAGUUACUACUCAUUCUGUGGGUACCCAAUCAGAGCCUCCUCCACCAUCACCUAAAGAAGAGCCAGUGGUGCCUGAAACUGAAACUUGUGGUGUGCAAACUGAAAUUAAAUUAAAAGAUAUCAAUUUCUCCAAAGGCUCUGAUUGUCAACUAAAAGACAGUUCUGAUGAAGGUAAUGUUAGUGAGAAAAACUCAUGUAAUAAGAAAGUGUUGGUUAAACUUCGAGAACAUGCUUACAGCUGUGGUUUUAAAAGUCGAUUACUGAAAACUGUGCCCGAGGACCAAAAACUGAACCCAUUUUCUUGUUACGUCAGCCGAUUGAUUGGAGGCUUUGAAUGUGUGAAUCUCAUAUUCCAGUAUCUUGAUGUAGCUGAUCUUCUCAGUGUAAGCCAGGUUUCCCGAACAUGGAGGACUUUAGCGACACAACCAUUUCUGUGGAAACACGUGUGCUUGCGAGAUCUCACUUUAACCGAUUGGGUUCUCUGUGCCAAUGCUUUAGAAAGAUUCAACACUGUUUCUCUGGAUUUAAGAAACAUUAAACAUUUAGAUGAUCAUGCAACUUUCUGGGGCCACUUCAUUAAUAUUUUGGGACACCUGAGGAAUUUGCAAAAUCUGUCUUUUGGGGAAGUGAUACCAGAUGUUCUACCUGCUGUUGCUGACACGCUGACUCAGCUAAGAUCUCUAAAUGUUGAAUGUGUCACAGAAGUUACAGGACCAUCAACUUGGACAACAUUAUGUAAAGUUGACAUCAGCAGAAUUGGGCGACUUAGCUAUUUGAAUUCUCUCUGGAUAAGAGGUGGAGGAGGACUUAGGCUUCCUUCAGUAAUAUCCAGUGGAGGAUUGCAGUCUUUGGAAAAUCUAACCAUGCUUCGACACUUGCACCUUACUACUUUUGUUGGUGUACCAAGUGAAUAUUUUCAAUUCAUUGAGAAACUUCCUUUGUUAGAAUCUUUAGCAGUUGGGAAUUGUUACUCAUGGACCAGGGAGACAUACACAUUCCUUGGAAAGCUGAAACAGUUGAAAAAGCUAAGACUUGAAAGGGGUGGUCAGCUAUAUGAUUCCAGUUUAAAGAAUGCUUUAAAAAGUUUGACACAGUUGGAAGACCUCCAGUUGCUUUGUUUUGUGAUACCAACAAGCCUUGGAGCUGGGCUACAGAAGUUAAAACGUCUGAAUCGACUUGUUAUGUGGCCUGACACGUACAAGCAUGCUCCUGUGGUAAACCAAAAUACAUUAAAGGCUGUAUCGUCCCUUACGAAACUGCAGCGUUUCAGUUGGGGAGUAAUGACUUCAUCAUCAGAGCUUUCAGAAAUGCCAAAUGGGGAAACAGAUGAGGAAAAAUUACAUAAUAAAAAGGAGAUUAAGAUGAUUUCUUUGUUAAGACACAAGGAAAACUGUAAAUGCUCACAGGCUGAAGAAGGCAGCAGCAGCAACAUUGAACCAGAGUGUACGGUAAUGGUUCAUCCUAAUGAACUUGAGCAACGGCUGAGCAAGUUAUUUCCAAAGACCAAAAUUGAGGUUUUUAGGGUGCCAAUAGAAUCGUUUAAUAAGUUUUGUGGUGCUUUCAGAUGAGUUUCUACAGAAGACAAGACUGUCAUCACUAAAAUGGAGGGGGUGUAGGUAAUAAUUUAGUAAAUGGGUUAUAUUCUAUAAAAAAAAAAGGUUUUGAACAGUUGUUUCUGAAGAUUUUAUUGUUUACAGGAAAAUGUACUGAAAUUGUGUUUUUCUUGUACAAACUGCAGUGAAAACAUUUCAGAAUCAGUGUGAAAAGUUAAGUUUUAGUCCAUGUGUAUGAACGUUUUAAUUUUUCAUGACAUGUCAAUACGUGUGAGAACAUCAUUCACUGUUUUGCACCAUUUAUUGAAGCAUUUUAUUGGUGAAGUGAAGCCUUUUUAGUUGACAGUUAUUCAUUAACUAUUUUAAAAACGUGCAGUUUCAUUGAAUAAAAUCUUGAAUGGUUCAUAGAACAAAUCAAUUAGUUUAUUUUAUUACAUUCUUGUAAACUGUAUUGAUGUACAAAACAAAAUGUUACACAUAGUUGCUUACUUCGUACCCUUUGUUGAAAUCUAAAGUUAUACAUUACUGCUUUUUCUUAUGUUUCUGAACUUUUUUUUGUGCUAUUACCAAUAUGCUAGUAUCCUUCUCUUAUUUCAUCAGAAUAAAUAUAACAGACUUCUUGUUGGAAUUGAACAAGAGUCACAUUGUGUACUCUGUUGGGUAUAGAACUCAUUAGAAACUAAAUAUUAAUACGGAAAAAGAAAUCCUAUGGUAUAACAGUUACAAUUCCUUAGAUUUUAAACAAUAAUAAAACAGCCUUUCACCUUUAUACAAAAGAAAUUAAGCAGGAAAAUACAAGAAACUUCACAACUUAGAGGUGCAAUGGUUGCAUUUUUCAGCCAUGUAUAGCAGAACAUAUCAUACACUCCAUGGACUUUUAAGUAACAGCAGCAUAUUAAUUAAACACUACAACUGUAAUCAGAUGUAUUUAUAAUGUAAUAUUAUAACUUCAGUUAGUGGUAAGCAGGAGGACACUAUUCACCAAAAAGAAUUUGUCAUCGUAGUGUAAGAUAGUUGUGAAAUCUGCUAUUCAUGUGCCCUAAGCAUGUUAUGUUUAGGAUACAGGGGCUGAAAUAGAUUUGAUGAUAACAAAAUUUACUAAUAUUUUUGUAUAUCUUGAAACUGCAAAUAA
Molecule: messenger RNA, 8314 nt
Organism: Limulus polyphemus (Atlantic horseshoe crab)
Lineage: Eukaryota; Metazoa; Arthropoda; Merostomata; Xiphosura; Limulidae
Exons: 17
Coding region: 412-7197 (2261 amino acids)
Molecular function (GO): protein binding; DNA binding
Source: RefSeq, a predicted model, not a curated record